AUGGAGCUGCACGUCCUGGUGCGCUCCGUGCACGGCGAGCUGGUGCACCAGCUCAGCGGCGAGGAUGCGAUGGUGACGCUGGCGGCGCUGAAGGAACAGCUGCCGACGACCAGUGGCUACUUCCUCCGCACCCUCUUGUACAAGGAGGAGCUGUUGGCAGAUGACGUGGAGCUGAACCAACUGCCACAGCCCUGUGAGUUGACCUUGGUGCUGCAGACCGCCAGCUGGUCGUCCGAGCUCCUGACCGCAGCGCACUACGGAGAUUUGGCGAAGGUGGAAACGGCGCUCCGAAACUUCGGGGACCCAGACUCCCAGGACGAACGCGGCGGCACGGCGCUGUGCAUGGCGGCCUCCGCAGGGCGUUUGCCUCUGGUUCAGCUGCUGUUGAAGGCCAAGGCAGAUCCGGAUCUGGAAGGCGCUGAUGAGCAGACGCCGCUGCUCCAAGCUGCCGACGGAGGACAUUUGGCAGUGGCUCAGCAUUUGGUGGAGCAGAGGUGCGACAUUGACAAAGCUGAAUUCUACGGAGAGACGCCUCUGCAGGUGGCGUGCCGCAAGGGUCAUGCUGAGAUUGUGCUCCUGCUGUGUGCAGCCAGAGCAAAUCUGGAAACGCAAGAUGAUGAUGGUCAAACCUGUCUGAUGGCAGCCUGCAAUGCUGGUCACACUGGCAUUGCGCGCGUCUUACUGGAGCAGGGCGCCGACCCCAGGCACGCGGAGGCCCAGCACUCGACCUCGAUGGGCCUCACGGGCUGCAGCCACGGCGCCGAGGGCUCGGUGCCGUGGUGCCUGGGAGACAUCCGCGAUGGGCUGCCGCCACGGUGA
Molecule: messenger RNA, 819 nt
Organism: Cladocopium goreaui
Lineage: Eukaryota; Dinophyceae; Suessiales; Symbiodiniaceae
Source: the annotation of a GenBank genome assembly